AUGAAUACAGAUAGCUCCAAGAUCUCAUUUACUGAUUAUGAAUACCCAGCGUGGUGCCAGGAUGAGGAGGUUCCCGUUACAAAGAUGGAACUAAGAGAUAUAUUUGAUGACUUAACUCGCAAAUUUGGGUUUCAACAGUCUUCGAAAGAAAAUAUGUUUAACCACCUACUCGCACAGUUAGAUUCAAGAGCAAGCAGAUUUACUGCCAAAGUUGCUUUAAUCUCGCUACAUGCCUCAUACAUUGGAGGUGAUUCCUCUAAUUAUAAGAAAUGGUACCUGGCUGCUCAACUGGAUCUUGAUGAAGAGCUUGGCUUCUGCAACAUGAAAUUGAAUGGAAAAGCUUACAAAAGAAACCUCAAAAUGGCUAAGAAAAGUGGAGUGUCGCUCGAAGAGCAAGCCAAUCUGUGGAGGGAGAAAGAAGACGAGUUUAUAAAGAAUCACCCGAAAAUAACCUCAUUUCCAAAAAGUACCAAAGACGAAAAGUAUUACAAGACCGCAGACUAUAAAUGGAAAUUAAAGAUGAGGGCACUGUCACCAUCUCAGAUGGCUAGGCAGUUAGCGCUCUAUCUUUUAUGUUGGGGCGAGGCCAAUCAAUUAAGAUUUACACCAGAAUGCUUAUGCUUCAUUUUCAAAUGUGCUCUAGAUUACGAUACAUUAGUUGACGAAGACACUAAUGCGUAUAAAACUGAAUUUUCCUAUCUUAAUGAAGUGGUUACUCCGAUCUACGAUUUUUUGAGGUCACAAGUUUAUGAUCUAGGAAAAAAUGACAAGCUUAUUAAGCUUGAAAAAGAUCACAAAGAUAUUAUAGGGUAUGACGAUGUUAACCAGCUUUUCUGGUAUCCUGAGGGUAUUGAAAGAAUUGUACUUGAUUCUGGAGAACGUCUAAUUGAUAUUACAAGGGAAAAACGUUAUGGUUGUUUGAAAGAUGUUAAAUGGUCCCAGGCGUUUUUUAAAACGUAUAGGGAAAGACGAACGUGGAUGCAUUGCGCGACAAACUUCAAUCGCAUUUGGAUUAUACACCUAGCAACGUUUUGGUUUUUCACUUCCUUUAAUGCCCCCACUCUUUACACUAAAGACUACGUCCAACUGCUCAACAAUCCCCCUACAAAACAAGCACGACUCUCUGCCGUUGCGCUAGGUGGUACAAUUACAUGUUUGAUACAAAUUAUCGCGACAAUUUUUGAGUGGGGAUUUGUGCCUCGGCAAUGGCCGGGUAGUCAGCACCUUUCAAGGAGAAUGGUAGGACUUGUACUAUGCUUCAUUAUCAAUUUCGCACCUUCUCUGUAUGUCUUCGGCUUCUUUGAUUUAAAUGUGCAUUCAAAAUCCGCUUAUAUUGUUUCAAUAAUACAGUUUAUCAUUGCAAUCGUCACGACAUUGUUUUUUGCUCUGAGGCCUUUGGGUGGUUUAUUUGGAUCUUAUUUGCAGAAGGACCGCAAACAAAGAAGAUAUAUAUCUUCGCACACAUUUACUGCUUCAUUUCCUAAUUUGAUAGGUCGAAGUAAAUGGUUUUCUUGGGGUCUUUGGUUAUUUGUUUUCAUUGCUAAAUUCAUUGAAUCAUAUUUCUUUUUGACACUUUCACUUAGGGACCCUAUUCGAGUUCUAUCGAUUAUGGACAUGAGCCGUUGUAGGGGUGAUAAAAUCAUUGGAAAGGCUUUGUGUUUAUAUCAGCCAAAGAUUACACUGGUACUAAUGGUAUUGACCGAUUUGAUUUUAUUUUUCUUAGAUACCUACCUAUGGUAUAUUAUCUGCAAUUGCAUCUUUUCGAUCGUUUUGUCUUUUUCUCUUGGCACAUCGAUACUCACACCGUGGAAAAACAUUUACUCUAGAUUGCCAAAACGAAUUUACUCCAAGAUUCUGGCCACUUCUGAAAUGGAUGUUAAAUACACACCAAAGAUACUAAUCUCCCAAGUGUGGAAUGCCAUCAUCAUUUCAAUGUACAGAGAACAUCUUUUGUGCAUCGAACAUGUUCAAAGACUUUUAUACCAACAGGUAAACUCAGUAUGUGCCGACAAGACAACUUUGAAAUCUCCCACCUUUUUUGUCGCGCAAGAUGAUUCAACAUUCAAGUCUGUAGAGUUUUUCCCAAAGAACUCCGAAGCAGAGAGAAGAAUAUCAUUCUUUGCACAAUCUUUAUCAACUCCAAUUGCGGAGCCAUUACCCGUUGAAUGCAUGCCCUCAUUUACAGUAUUGAUCCCCCAUUAUUCUGAGAAAAUACUACUUUCCUUGAAGGAGAUAAUCAAAGAAGAGUCGUCAAAAAGUAAAAUAACAUUACUCGAAUAUUUGAAACAUUUACAUCCAACAGAAUGGGAGUGCUUUGUGCGUGAUACAAAGUUGUUAGCAAUUGAUGAUGAACCAAACUCACCUUCUACCAAUAGUGAAAGUCAGAAAACAAUUGAGGAUUUACCCGUUUCACGGACACGAUCAGAUGAUAAAUUUGAAGUUCUUCAAGAUAAGAUAAAAGAUUUACCAUACUAUUGCUUAGGAUUCAAUAAUUCGAGCUCCCAGUAUACUUUACGCACCAGAAUUUGGGCUUCUUUACGGUUUCAAACAUUGUACAGGACGAUAUCAGGAUUCAUGAACUAUUCUAAAGCUAUAAAAUUGCUUUAUCGGAUUGAAAACCCCGCAACGUCUCUAAUGUACGGGAAUGACGAAGAGUCACUAGAAACCGAAUUAGAAACUAUGGCGCGUCGAAAGUUCAGAAUGGUUGUAGCAAUGCAAAGACUAACGAAGUUCGACGCCCUGGAAAUGGAGGCUACCGAGUUUUUGCUCAAAGCUUAUCCCGAUAUGUGCAUUUCUUACUUAGAAGAGGUGCCCCAGGAUAGUGGAAAGACUUUAUUUUAUUCCUGUCUCAUAGAUGGGUAUUGCGAAUUUGAUGAGGAGAGGAAGAUGCGAAAACCUAAAUAUAGGAUUAGACUUUCGGGAAAUCCCAUUUUAGGUGAUGGCAAGUCUGACAAUCAAAAUCAUUCCCUUAUUUUCUAUCGAGGCGAGUACAUCCAGGUCAUUGACGCUAAUCAAGAUAAUUACCUUGAAGAAUGUCUGAAAAUAAGAUCUAUCCUGAGUGAAUUUGAAGAACUUGAGGCAGAGAGCACGAAUCCCUACAUACCUGGUAUAGAAUACGACUGUUACUCACCCGUAGCAAUUGUUGGAGCAAGAGAAUACAUCUUUUCGGAGAAUAUCGGUGUGUUGGGGGACAUAGCUGCAGGAAAAGAGCAGACUUUUGGAACCUUAUUUGCAAGAACACUUGCAGAAAUCGGAGGUAAAUUACAUUAUGGACAUCCUGAUUUUCUAAAUGCCAUAUUCAUGACAACUAGGGGAGGAAUAUCUAAAGCCCAAAAAGGGUUGCAUCUAAACGAAGACAUUUAUGCUGGAAUGACUGCAAUUUGUCGCGGGGGUAGGAUCAAACAUAGUGAUUAUUACCAAUGUGGUAAAGGACGCGAUCUUGGCUUUGGGUCUAUUCUGAACUUCACAACAAAAAUUGGCGCAGGGAUGGGUGAACAACUUUUGUCGCGAGAGUACUAUUAUUUAGGCACUCAGUUACCUUUGGAUCGAUUUUUAUCAUUCUUUUAUGCUCAUGCUGGGUUCCACCUUAACAACCUUUUUAUUGCCCUUUCGGUGCAGUUAUUUUUCAUACUCAUUAUUAAUUUGGGCUCCUUGAACCACGAAGUUAUUGCUUGUCAGUACAACAAGGAUUUACCUAUUACUGACAUCCAGGAGCCGCUAGGGUGUUAUAAUAUCCAACCAGUAUUGAAUUGGGUAACAAUUUUUGUACUAUCGAUCUUUAUCGUUUUCUUCAUCGCCUUUGCACCAUUAUUAAUACAAGAACUACUUGAAAAAGGAAUUUGGAAAGCUUUUUCAAGAUUUUUGCAUCACCUAUUAUCAUUGGCCCCAUUCUUUGAGGUUUUCGUUUGUCAAAUUUAUGCUAAUUCACUAUUAGCCGAUGUAACCUUCGGAGGAGCCAAAUAUAUUUCCACUGGAAGGGGGUUUGCAAUUACCAGACUUGAUUUUGCUGAUUUGUAUUCAAAAUUUGCUUCUUCCUCUAUUUAUUCCGGAUCUAAAAUAUUCUUGACAUUGUAUUUCGGGAUGAUAUCUAUGUGGCAACCAGCUCUCUUAUGGUUUUGGAUUACUGUGAUAUCUAUGUGUUUGGCACCUUUCAUCUUCAACCCACAUCAAUUCGCUUUCACGGAUUUUUUUGUUGAUUAUGCGAAUUUCAUUAGAUGGAUGUCCAAGGGAAAUCACAAAUACGAACGCAGCUCUUGGGUCGAGUUUGUCAGGUCAUCUAGAUCAAGAUUCACAGGUUAUAAGCGAAGAACUAUCUGUGAUAUUUCCGAGCAAGAAGUCAAAGAUUCUAAAAGAGCAAGAGUUGCUGACAUUUUUAUGAGCGAAAUAUUUAUACCCUGCUGUGUCGUGGUAUUCAAUAUAACAGCUUACACAUUCAUUAACUCUCAAACGGGAGUGGAAUCUCCUCAACCCACUAGCGCCCUUUUGAGGUUAGGAGUAGUUGCCUUGUUGCCGAUAUUCUCCAAUUGGCUGGUUCUUCUCAUUUUCUUUGGAAUUUCGUUUUUUGCGGCUCCAUUGCUGUCUUGUUGUUGCAAGAAAACUGCCGCCGUGAUUGCGGGUGUGGUACAUGGUAUGUCGGUGGUUGUUUAUCUAAUAGAUUUCGAGCUGAUGUGGUUUCUAGAGGGUUGGAAUUUCACAAGAACGUUAACACUUGUAAUAACGUGCAUCAACUUGCAAGAUCUCAUUUUUCGAAUCAUCACCAUAUUUUGUUUAACACGGGAGUACAAAAACAACAAAUCUCACCUUGCCUGGUGGUCAGGUAAAUGGUAUAAUACAGGAAUAGGAUGGGCUGUAGCUUUACAGCCCACGAGGGAAAUCCUGGUAAAAACCAUCGAAUCAAGUCUAUUUGCGCGUGAUUUCAUUCUUACUCACUUGUUGCUUUAUGCACAAGUUCCAUUAGUGUUGACUCCGUUCAUAGAUUAUUGGCACUCACUGAUACUUUUCUGGAUGAGGCCUAGCAACCUGAUCUCCAGUAAACUGGCAUACACAAAGAAGCAAAAAAAAGUUCGAAGACGUGUUGUCAUGAGAUACUCGUUGCUAUUCUUUACGAUUUUGGCCUUGUUUGUAGCGCUUCUUGUUGCACCUUUCUACUUCGCGAAAUACUCUCCUAUCGGGCAAUCAUUUUUCAAAAAUUCGUUCCUGGAUGGGAUAUUUCAGCCCCCAAAUCAAAAUAACAAUGACACUGGCACAAGAGCUCCCAGUACCAUUUUGUCUACUACCCCGCCUAUGCCGGAAAUAAUUACAGUUUCGUGA
Messenger RNA from Lachancea fermentati, 5310 nucleotides. The record is from the annotation of a GenBank genome assembly. NCBI's taxonomy places the organism in Eukaryota, Fungi, Ascomycota, Saccharomycetes, Saccharomycetales, Saccharomycetaceae.